GUGCUCGGCGCUGUGAUUGGCAGCUCAGGAGCCAAUGAGCGGCGGCUGCUCUUCCGGCUCCACGUCGGCAGCGGCGAGGGCGAAAUGGAGGCCUUGGUGCUGGAGCCUUCCCUCUACACUGUCAAAGCUGUCAUCAUCCUGGACAACGACGGCGAGAGGCUCUUUGCCAAGUACUACGAUGAGACCUACCCCAGUGCCAAGGAGCAGAGAGCCUUCGAGAAGAACAUCUUCAGCAAGACUCACCGCAGCGACAGUGAGAUCGCACUCCUGGAGGGGCUCACAGUGGUCUACAAGAGCAGCAUCGACCUCUACUGCUACGUGGUUGGCAGUGCCCACGAGAACGAGCUGAUGCUCACAGCUGUCCUCAGCUGCCUCUUCGACUCGCUCAGCCAGAUGCUGAGGAAGAGCGUGGAGAAGAGAGGGCUGCUGGAGAACAUGGAGGGACUGUUCCUGGCCGUGGACGAGAUCGUGGACGGAGGUGUCAUCCUGGAGAGUGACCCCCAGCAGGUGGUGCACCGCGUGGCAGUGCGGGGCGAGGAUGUGCCCCUCACGGAGCAGACAGUGUCACAGGUGCUGCAGUCUGCCAAGGAGCAGAUCAAAUGGACCCUGCUGCACUGACCCCCCCCCGGCCCCCCCGGGACCCUCCCCAGACACCCCUGGGACCCCCCCCCGGGUGCCCUGGGCCAGACCUUGUCCC
Molecule: messenger RNA, 697 nt
Organism: Pogoniulus pusillus (Red-fronted tinkerbird)
Lineage: Eukaryota; Metazoa; Chordata; Aves; Piciformes; Lybiidae
Gene: COPZ1
Product: COPI coat complex subunit zeta 1
Exons: 9
Coding region: 85-618 (177 amino acids)
Biological process (GO): intracellular protein transport; retrograde vesicle-mediated transport, Golgi to endoplasmic reticulum; intra-Golgi vesicle-mediated transport
Cellular component (GO): COPI vesicle coat
Source: RefSeq, a predicted model, not a curated record